AUGGCCAUGAGCGACGCGGGACGCCGGGAGUUGCCCACGGACGUCGUGGUGGAGGUCCUGCUGCGGCUGCCGCCGAUCUCCCGGCGCCGGGUCCGCCUCGUCUGCAGUCUCUGGCGCGAAAUCAUCGACAAGCACACCACGGAGAUGCAGAGCCGCGCCACAGCCCUCCAUUGGGAUACCUGGGACGCCGUCGCCCACGUCGUCGACGACAUGUCCAAGUCAUCGACGGGGAGCAACACAGAGCUGUGGAUUCCGGACAGAGUGGCGGCCGACUUCCGGUUCCUAAACAACAGUAGCCUGCAGCUGAUCGGCACGUGCAAUGGUCUUCUCUGCCUGUGCGACAACAAGGAGGCACCCGGCGGCGCCGUCACCCUGUUCAACCCGGCCACGUACGAGGAGCUGCCGGUCCCGCCGCUGCCUUGCACACGCCCGUAUAUCCCGUCUGUGGAGAGAUACGCCUGCUGGGAGGACUGGCACGAGGCGUACAACUUCGCGUACCACCCUACGUCCGGGCAGUACAAGGUGGUGCACGUCCCAUGCAGCAUCAACAAGGUAUACAAGUUCGACGCUGUGCAGGUGCUCACGCUCGGGGAGGCGUCAUGGCGGGAGGUUCCCGCUGGUCCUGCAGAGGGUGCGAGCUGCAACCUUGGCGCCGGCAUAAUCAGUAUCGAUGGCGCGACGUACUGGGUCAUAGAGAGUGCCGGAGCAAGCUGGGUCGUGUCACUUGACCUCGAGAACGAGGUGGUCACCCGUGUGAAGGGGCUACCCGGGCAUCCCGCCGGGCCUGAACACUAUCACCUAACGGAGGUGCACGGGAGGCUGGGCAUUGUUGUCCGUGGCGUUUCAAGAACGACAGAGGUGUGGGUUCUGGACGAGGGGCGGCGGAACUGGAGCUGCCAGUACAGCCUUACGCGGCAUAAUGUCCCGCGGCCACACUUCGUAUUUGGAGAGUGCAUCUUGACAUUGGACGAGAGCUUGAUACGCGGGCACUACAACGAGAGCUUGAUACGCGGGCACUAUAGACAGACAGGCGUGUGGUCAUCGUCCAACAAGGCGGUACCGGUGCGGGUCAGCCACCGGGCUCAUGGGAGGCCGCUCGUGAUAACAAGUGGGAGGGGACGCACAUUCCGCUAUGUCAAGACGAUGGAGUCACUUAGCAUUUACUAUGCGCCCUAA
Aegilops tauschii subsp. strangulata is the source of this 1176-nucleotide messenger RNA. Its product is annotated as F-box protein At3g07870-like. The record is from RefSeq and is a predicted model, not a curated record. NCBI's taxonomy places the organism in Eukaryota, Viridiplantae, Streptophyta, Magnoliopsida, Poales, Poaceae. Gene Ontology annotation, molecular function: protein binding.